AUGUAUACACCAACUCCAGAACAAAUCGCCUCCUACCAUCAAAAUGGAUUCCUUCUCCUCCGCCAGUCUGAGCACGGGCUUGUCAACCCCAUCGAACUUCGGGAUUGGACGCAACAGGUAAAAUCCUGGCCGCGUGAGAAAGGAAAAUGGAUGCCCUAUGACGAGAUCAACAUGAACGGCGAGCGCCAACUCAUGCGCACGGAGAAAUUUGUCGACUACCACGCCGAAUUCAAAGGUCUUGUGUGCGGGGAAGCUCUGGGGAACAUUCUCGACACUCUUGCAGGCGAGGUACCGCCCUUUGUGUUGUUUCUAUCUCUUAUAGCUUUCAGGGGACAAAUGCUCCUCUUCAAGGACAAAAUCAACUACAAACAACCGCACGGCAACGGCUUCCAGGCGCACCUCGACGCCCCUGCAUACGAUCACAUCGGCCGCAUGGAACACGUCACGGCCAACUUCGCCAUUGAUGCCGCAACCGCCGCAAACGGCUGUCUCGAGGUCGUUCCGGGCUCCCAUAAAAUGGACAUUGAGUUUGCUGCAGGAGGGCGGAUUCUACCGGCGUGGGAAAACGCACACGAAUGGGUCUCUGUCCCGCUGGAGCCGGGUGACGUGUUGAUCUUCGGGUCCCAUUUGGCGCAUCGAUCAGCGGAGAAUAAGACAGACAAAGGCCGAGCUAGUCUGUACGCGACAUUUUAUCCUAGGAGCCAGGGGGAGGAUCUGCGCGAGCGGUAUUAUCGGCAUCGUAUGGAGAAUUUUCCUCCCGAUCAUGAACGCGAAGAAGGAAAGGAUUAUGCACAAGGAUAUAAAAUUUACGGUUUUGCGGCGCCAUUUUCGAAAAUUGAAGACAACCCAAUUAGUACGCAUUCAUAA
This is a messenger RNA of Aspergillus ochraceoroseus IBT 24754, 867 nucleotides long. RefSeq names its product phytanoyl-CoA dioxygenase family protein. The transcript is spliced from 3 exons. Bases 1 to 867 code for a protein of 288 amino acids. NCBI's taxonomy places the organism in Eukaryota, Fungi, Ascomycota, Eurotiomycetes, Eurotiales, Aspergillaceae. The record is from RefSeq and is a predicted model, not a curated record.